Molecule: messenger RNA, 1857 nt
Organism: Pistacia vera
Lineage: Eukaryota; Viridiplantae; Streptophyta; Magnoliopsida; Sapindales; Anacardiaceae
Product: probable serine/threonine-protein kinase PIX7
Exons: 6
Coding region: 225-1514 (429 amino acids)
Biological process (GO): protein phosphorylation
Molecular function (GO): ATP binding; protein kinase activity
Source: RefSeq, a predicted model, not a curated record
AAGGUGGUGGGAAAAAAAGUUCUUUUUGUACACACUGCGAUGAUGGUGAUGAUGAUGCCUACAAUCUCCAACACUAACAACGCCAAUAUUUACAUUAACAUUUCCCUUCCUUUUUUUUUUCUAUCUUUCUUACUUCUCUUUCUUCUUCUUCCUCCUCCUCUUCUUCUUCAAACAUGACUUUCUCAUCAUGCAAUCAAACUUAAGACUCCCAUCUACAUCCAUUCAUGGAGAAGAAUUGUGGGUGCUGGGCUGUUCUCAGACGUGGCGUUAGAGGUGCCUGCAAUUCCUCUGCUUCUAAAGACUCUCCAAACACUAUUCCUCGCACCAGUCUUGUUUAUGAUGCGGCUACCGAGACACGAUAUCUAAAUGCUAGUAACCGGGAGCUAUGUCCUCCAAAUGAAGCUCAGCUGUCCUCUGAUAAUCCUGAUGCACCAACAUCAGAUGACAAAUCACCAUCCCAGCUGUUGCAGUUUACUUUUCAGGAACUAAAAUCUGCAACCGGAAAUUUUAGACCCGAUAGCAUUCUUGGGGAGGGUGGGUUUGGAUAUGUCUUCAAAGGAUGGAUUGAAGAAAAUGGAACAGCACCGGCAAAACCUGGGUCAGGAAUAACUGUUGCUGUUAAGAGCUUGAAGCCAGAUGGUCUUCAGGGCCAUAGAGAAUGGGUGGCUGAGGUUGACUUUCUUGGACAGCUUCACCAUCCUAAUCUUGUUAAACUUAUUGGUUACUGCAUUGAAGAUGACCAGCGGCUGCUUGUUUAUGAAUUUAUGACACGUGGUAGUCUUGAAAAUCAUCUUUUUAGAAGGACUAUUCCUCUUCCCUGGUCUAAUAGGAUUAAGAUUGCACUUGGUGCUGCAAAAGGAUUGGCCUUUUUACAUGGUGGUCCAGAACCAGUAAUUUACAGAGAUUUUAAGACCUCCAACAUUUUGCUUGAUUCGGAAUAUAAUGCAAAACUUUCCGAUUUUGGUCUAGCAAAAGCUGGUCCUCAAGGAGACAAAACACAUGUUUCUACCAGGGUUGUUGGAACAUAUGGAUAUGCAGCUCCAGAGUAUGUUAUGACAGGACACUUGACAUCUAAGAGUGAUGUUUAUAGCUUUGGUGUAGUGCUACUCGAGAUUUUGACAGGCAGAAGAUCAAUGGACAAGAAGCGCCCCAGUGGGGAACAAAAUCUUGUUGCAUGGGCUCGACCAUAUUUGGCUGACAAGCGAAAGCUUUAUCAACUUGUGGAUCCUCGGUUGGAGCUGAAUUACUCCCUUAAAGGGGUGCAGAAAGUUUCUCAAUUAGCUUUCAACUGCCUUAGUAGGGAUCCAAAAUCCCGCCCUACAAUGGAUGAUGUUGUAAAGGUUGUCACUCCAUUGCAAGAUCUUAACGACCUUGCUAUCUUAUCUUAUCACUCUCGUUUAUCACAACAAGGGAGACGCAAGAAAAAACCAGAUGGAACUCAGCAGAUUGCUAGUGCCCAAUCCAAAAGUAUCAGAGAUUCCCCAUUAAAUACUGGCAAGCAGCGUUGUAGAUGAUGAGCAGUCGUUUCCUCUCCUUGAUUCGCUCAAGAAUCAAAUGAAACAAAGGUUGGGAUGCUACCUUUAUUUAAUGGGUUGUGUGAAGACAGUAUGUCAGGUUUGUAGUAUAAUUUUUGGGUGUUUGAAUUUUUCUAGAGCCAGAAGGCUACAGAAGAGGAAAGGCUCACCGGUUUCCUUUUCUUUAAAACCUCACAUUAGAGAGCUAACCAUCAAUGUGGACUGUGCCUUGCGAUUUUCCUGUGUUGUAAUUGAUAUAUAUCUUGUAAUUAGAUUAAACCUCCAAUCUCCAAGAUUGUUAUUUGCAGCUACCUGAAUGUCAGUUGCUUUGAGUUUGUAGGAA